This is a messenger RNA of Ruditapes philippinarum (Manila clam), 1040 nucleotides long. RefSeq lists its product as uncharacterized. NCBI's taxonomy places the organism in Eukaryota, Metazoa, Mollusca, Bivalvia, Venerida, Veneridae. The record is from RefSeq and is a predicted model, not a curated record.
GACUAUUGAGAGAAAGGUUAGAUGAAGAAACCAAUAAGACGAUGGACAUUAUGUGUGAGAAACAUGAUGGUACUAUAAGCACAUGGCUUUGCAUAGAUCAUGCAAUCUCUUUUUGCAAAUCUUGUAUGGAAAAAGAACAUAGGAAGUGUUCAGGGCUACGGAAACGCACAGAAAGACAUACACACGAUAAACCUGUAUCUAUUGCAGUAAAGGAGUCACUGGAACAAAAUAAUAGAAUUGUGACAAUAUGCGUACUACCUAAUGGAGAGUAUCUUGCACAGUUUGCGACAAUGCCCGGUUAUGAACUGUGUAAGCUCAACAAAACUUUUCAUACUGUAGCACGUUGUGAUUUACUCGGGUCUGUAAACGCAAGCAUGUGCUACAUAGGUAACAACAAAGUUGCUUUUAAUCUUAGUGACAACCAACUACAGUUUAUAAAUGUCAAAAACUUACACAUUCUUGAACAAAAAGUUACUUUGAUAGGAAUAGUGCGACACUUGGCCUGUCAUGGGGAAAAGAUUUAUGCAUUUAAUGGCAGAACUGUCUUUUCUUAUACCAUAGAUGAAAUACAAGUACGUCGACUUUGUGAGCUUCCGAAACGUGAAUUAGUGUACAUUCAUAUGGAAAGAAGUAUGACGGUAAGCGAUAAUGGGGAUUUUAUUUAUUGUACAAAUCAGAGUGGUCAUGUGUAUCAAGUUGAUAGCAGUGAUGGAAAUGUUGUAUUGGAGUUGAAUUUACAUAGACUUCAAGUGCCCCAGAACAAAGUUGUAGAAAACAAUAGUCUUUCAGUCAAAUCUGACUUUUCUGGUGUCGAGAUCAAUCUCAAUUCACCAGUAGAUGUGUGUUACCUCGGAAACGGUACAGUCAUUGUCUUUGACAGUGAAGGUCAUAUUAUUCAAAUUGAAAGUCAUGGCGAUUAUUCUAUUCAAACAAUAAAUGAAAUGAAAAGAAAUUCUAUCAUCACCUUCAUUUCUACCAUAUAUGACAGAUCAACAUCCAGUCUUAUUGCGAUAGAUGGUGGUACUAUAAAGAUUUUUAGA